Molecule: messenger RNA, 1632 nt
Organism: Prorocentrum cordatum
Lineage: Eukaryota; Dinophyceae; Prorocentrales; Prorocentraceae
Source: the annotation of a GenBank genome assembly
AUGGCGACGUGGGCCGUCUUUCUCGCGACGCUGGCCGCGCUGGCUGCCCCGCCCAGCUGCUUGGCCACGGAGGAGCGGUCGCCGUGGGGACCGCGGUGCGGCGUGUCUGACACGGGCCUGCAGUUCGAGGGCCAGUCUGCGUACGCGGGCCUGGAGGCGAGGCUGGAGCUCGCCGCAUGGGGCGACGCGGUCUUCUCCAGCAUCAGCGCUCUGGGAAGCGGCGCGGUGGAGCUCGUGUUCGCUGAGACUGCACGCGCCAAGGCGAAGCUGCGCGUCGGGUUCUCGGGCGACGUGUCCAUGAGCUUCGCGGGCGUGAGGGUCCUGGUGCAGCGGGCGGCGUAUCGGGCCAACGGUCUGGCCGGGGAGGCUGAACUGCGAGUGGAGUUCGAGAGAACAGACGAGGAUCUUUGCUUCGAAUAUUGUGACGACCUGGAGAUAUCGUCGACGAGGGGGGCAGUGCUGGUUCUGAUGGUUUAUCGCGCGACGAACUCCAGCGGAGCCGGACCGGCGUUGGCCGCGUUUUUGGAGGGCGCUGCGGAGUCAGACUUAGAAAAAGUGAGCAAGGCAGGUUUCAAUCUCAAGGCCACAGUUCAGGAUGGCCAGUUUGCUGCCUAUUUCCGUGCGGACCCUUUGGUUGCCAAGUCAGGGUGCGGCAGCAUGGUUCAUAUUGUGAAACUAGAUCCAAUGCCAUCCGCAAGCAUACCAGAUCAGUUCAGCGAGUGGCUGGGGUUGCCAGAUUCCGAGCUCCCCACGCCCCAGGCUAUACUGUUGUCUCAUAAGCCUUUCCCCUCAGUUGGACCUUUCAAGAAGAAUGAGAUUCACAAUCGCAAGAUCAGGUUUUUUACGACGAGCGUACUGGUGUGCGUGGUGUUCAUUAUUCUUUUCCUUAUCCUUGAAUGGAGGAAGCGCCAUCGCACACUUUGCUGUGGGUAUCCGUGGAGUAAGCAGCGAUCAGUUUCUGAUGACACGGGAAGCGCAGAGGAAGACGUUCCGGAGGUAAGGUUGCUGUCGACGUCCUCGCCAGAAACGCCUCUAGAGCCCAGGGAUGAAUUUCACCGCCUCAGUUCAAGGCACCAUGUCCAAGUCAAAUCAGCAUUAGAUACGUAUUUCGAGGACUACACCAUCCAGGAUUUCGAGGACUCGUGCUCGCCAGCUGUCGUUGAGUAUUUGCACCUGUUGGACAACCAAGAGCGAUGUCAUGUGGGCACACGCCAUCGGCUAAUCUGUCUCUUCUUACACUUCACGUAUGUCGGCGUGUGCCUCAAUGAGCCGAUUAGGGAUAUUUUCAAGGAACCUGGGGAAAUGGUGACGUGUUACCAAGGUAUCCCUUGGGAGAGAGUUCACGUGUUGUUAUUGCUAUUUGUCGUCUUCAAGGUGUUCGAGCUAAUACUGCUUGCUUCGAGCAACAAGGCCAGGGGGGAAAUUCGUUUGAUCAUGCUCCCCAUCAAGUUCAUGGCGGGAGCUAUGAGUUUCUCGAACUCCUAUUCGGACGUAAUAUCUAUUGUGGUUGCCCGUGCGUGCUUUCAAUUUUCCUGGUGGGGUGCCAUGGUCGCGAUCUUUAUCGUCGGAGUUGUGUUAUUUCAUUGGACAUUGUUGACUGUGCUUUCGCUUGCGGUGGCGGCUUUGGGAUAG